AUGGCACAUUCUGUAAAGUAAAUUAGUCAUUAUAAAUAUUUAUAAGGUAAAACAAAUGUAUAUUUUUUUUAAAUAUUUGGUUACUAAUCUAAGAAAAAAUACUAGACUUUCAUUAUUGACGACUGCAUUUUUACCAUUACCAUGUAUAUAUAGUUAGUUUCUCAAAUUGAUUUUUAUUUAUUAACUCACUCUACAUUUGUAAAUGAUGCGAAUACUGAUAUAUAAAUAUCAAUAUGUAUAAUGGUGCAUUAUUAUUAUUUAUUAUUGUUUUAACAUUAGCACCAAAUAAUAAAUUAAAUUGAGAAAAUGAAAGUCAGAUCAGGAUUAAAAAGUUUCACCAUCUGUGAAAUAUUUAAAAUAUAUAUGUAUAUUUCAUAUAUAUACAUAUAUAUAUAUAUAUAUAUAUAUAUUUAUUAACAUUUAUAAUAAUUAAUUUAACUCAAUUGCUUUCUUUCUGUUUGACAGAUAAAUGAGACGAUUGAAACUGUGAGAUGAAAUUAUUUGAAGAUUAAAAAAUGAGAAAAUUGGUUUAAGAAGACAUGGAUUUAAAUGCAUGGCUUGAUAAUUUUCUAGUUUGAACAAGUCUCGACACUAUUACAAUAGAAUACUUGAAUUUUUUUUGAAAUCUUUGAAUCUUAUUUAAAAGCGAUAUUUAGAAAUAAAAUUAGAUAUAACCAAAUAUUAUGAUUUAACCUAAAAAUAGGUUAAACGGAGAUUGUAAGGUUUCAAGAGGGGACGUAAGCUGGAUUAAACGAAUUCUUUCUUACAAAACGCAUUUCUCAGAUUCGAAGGUUAAGCCCAAGAUUCUUUUACGAAUGGAAAUACGUAUUGUUUCAAUCAUAAUGAGAUUCAGAUUCCUUUAUAUUAAAAAAAAAAGAAGAUAUUUCAUGUUUUUAAAUUUAUGUAGUAUAACAAUUCGUUUUAUAAUCUAUACUUUUUCUUAUUUCAUCGUGCACAAGUUUCAAGUAUGUCAAAAGUUAUAUUGAACGAUGGAAAUACAUUUUUUAUGAGAUUUCAAAGUUAAUUUUUUAAGUGAAACAGUAUAUUUUUGUUUUUAUGUUCUAAUACAGAACAUAAAAAUGUAAAUCAUAAUAAUUAUAUCUUUUGCUUUGUAAACUGCUACACAUAUAUAUAUAUAUACUAUUUAUUCUCGAGAUAUUCACAUUUGAAAACAGUUACAACUUUUUAAAUACAUACGCGGCAGAUUGAGUUACAAAUAUGUACAUCUUUAUAUAAUACUUUGAUAAAACUGGAAAAAAUUUAACCAUUCAUUCAUUGGAUCAAUAAUUUCAAUAAUAUCUAAUAUUUAUUUUCGAAUAUGAAUAUAUCGCUGUAUAAAUACUUAGCAAAUCACAGUUACUUCCAGACAAAUAUCUUAAGAUUAAAUGGUCUUGAUGACAUAAUUGGAAUCGUUGAAUUUGUUCUUUAUCGGGAAGAAAUAUAUAGUUCCAUUUAAAAGAUCACUGAAGACCUCGUAGGAAAACUAGGAAAAUUUAUCUCCAUCGUUCAAAAUAACCGUUGAGAUAGUGAGAUGUUCUCUCAUACAACAAUAAAUAAAGCAGAUAUCUAGAUGAUCCCGUUUAAUUGAGACACCCUGUAUAUGUAAACAAUAUAAAUACGCAUUCAGAGAAUAUAUUGAAUAUUACAACGAGAUAUUCUUAUAAUCAAUUUCAAUAUUUAAACAUACUUAAUAUUUAGUAGAUCUUAGAUUUGUCAACCUGUUUUUUUUUUUUUUUAAAGUUAAUUUUAUUACUUUUUACAGGUGCACGUGAUGAGGAUACGAGCGAAAGAAAGAAUGUAGACACGGUUGUUGUUUUGCCAGCCGAAACAAGAGAUCAGAUGCUGUCAGCAACUUUCGAUUUCCCUGAUGUGAGCUUCGAGGACAGUCUUGAAGACUCGGCCUGGAAUUGGAACAGGUGGUUCAGAUCGAACUUGUUCGACGGAUUGUACUCGAACUUGCAAGGUACGUUAACCAAAGCAUUUCUUAUAAUUAGACUGCCGAUUUUUUUUACGCAUUUUAUGCAGUCAAUUCAUAUUAUGUGCAAAACUACAGAGAUACCGUGCUUUUUGUAGAAUCUAGCAGGAUGAUCUUCCAUCAAGGUCCUGUUUUUUUUUUAAUUACAUUUCGAAAAGUAUAAAUUUGCAUAAAAAUCCGCAGUCCAAUUACGUGUACUGUAAACAAUUUGAAUGUGUUUCUGAAACACUUUGUCGACGAGAAGCUUUCGAACAAUUACGCGGACAAAUCUUCAGGAAAUGAAAAUGAAGAAAGCAACAAAAUAUAUUCUCGAUUGUCUCUUCGAAGGUAAUUAAAAUAUUGAUAUAAAAAUUUCUUUAGGCUUCUAUAUUAUUUAUUUCAACGUUCAAAUUAUAUUUCUAAAGGCUAAUCUAAUCUAAUCAGAUUAAUCAAGAAACUUCGUUCAACAUUUUUCGCAGGAACAUAAAUUGUUUUAACGUUGAUAAAAUUGUUAAUAAAUUUCUGAUGUAAUUUUCUAGUUAUCUGGUAAUUCGUUUAUCUCAUCAUUAAAGUAAAGUUUUUUGUAUUUAUUAACAUUCAGAAUGUUUCAUUAUUUUAAGUUUCUGAAUUUUUUAAUUCAGCAAAUGA
Molecule: messenger RNA, 2602 nt
Organism: Heterotrigona itama
Lineage: Eukaryota; Metazoa; Arthropoda; Insecta; Hymenoptera; Apidae
Source: the annotation of a GenBank genome assembly